Molecule: messenger RNA, 6956 nt
Organism: Dissoconium aciculare CBS 342.82
Lineage: Eukaryota; Fungi; Ascomycota; Dothideomycetes; Mycosphaerellales; Dissoconiaceae
Product: glutamate synthase
Exons: 5
Coding region: 232-6648 (2138 amino acids)
Molecular function (GO): iron ion binding; iron-sulfur cluster binding; flavin adenine dinucleotide binding
Source: RefSeq, a predicted model, not a curated record
AAUUGUCUUUCUUCUCCUCCACCAUACCAUAUUGCUCCCCGUCCUUCACACAACACUUCCACCUUCUACACUCGCAGUCAUCGCAACGUACAACAGUCCUUAUAGGCACAGUCGCUGACCUGUGCCGCUCUCAGUCUUUUUUUCAUAACAGCCUGUGAUCGAGCUAGUUCUCGAUAAUUUCCAUAUCCGCCUUACAAAGCCACUCGAACUGUUCGGCUUCUUGCCGAAAUUAUGGGUCGCGUAUCCUUCGCCGACGAUGUAAAAGAUUCCUCAAUCGAAGACAUCGAACAAGAGCCCACCAGCGUCUAUGAGUACCAAAACACCCCAGAGAACAAGUCCUGGGCAGGUGCCUUGCCGCUGAAGCAGGGUCUAUACGACCCCGAGUACGAGAAAGAUGCUUGCGGUGUUGGUUUCAGCGCCCACAUCAAGGGCAAGGCGAGUCACAAAAUCGUCAUAGAUGCCCGCAGUCUUCUUUGCAACAUGACCCACCGCGGUGCGGUGGGUUCAGACGCACGCGAUGGUGAUGGUGCUGGUGUCAUGACCUCGUUCCCCCACAGAUUCUUUCUCAAGAAUUUCGAGCGUGAGCAGGGCAUCAAAUUGCCAUCUGCGGGAAAAUACGCUGCAGGCAACAUCUUUUUCAAGCCUGAGGAAGAGAUUCUGAAGGAGACCAUCGACAAAUUCGAGAAUAUUGCAGACAGCCUCGACCUUCGAGUUCUUGGAUGGCGUGAGGUUCCCCGGGACAGCUCUCUGCUCGGUCCUGCGGCCAAAUCGCGUGAGCCCAUCAUCCUGCAGCCUUUCGUAGUCCUGAAAACGGCAUACGGUGAUGCAAAGGAACCCAAGGCCGACUUCGAGGAGGUCUACGACGAGCAGCGAUUCGAACGUCAGCUUUACGUCCUCCGAAAGCGUGCGACGCACGUGAUUGGGUUGCACAACUGGUUCUAUAUUUGCUCGCUGAGCAACAAGAAUAUCGUCUACAAAGGUCAGCUUUCGCCUUCUCAGGUGUACGAAUACUACCACGAUCUCGUCAACGUCGAUUACGAGGGCCACUUCGCCCUAGUCCACUCCCGAUUCUCCACCAACACAUUCCCCUCCUGGGACAGAGCCCAGCCUCUUCGGUGGGCUGCCCACAACGGAGAGAUUAACACUCUCCGAGGUAACAAGAACUGGAUGCGAGCAAGAGAGGGUGUACUUCAGUCGGCUACAUUUGGGGAUGAGCUGGAAUCGCUUUAUCCAAUCAUCGAGGAUGGUGGCUCUGACUCGGCUGCAUUCGACAAUGUGUUGGAACUUCUCACCAUCAACGGUGUUCUGUCGCUGCCGGAAGCGGUCAUGCUGAUGGUUCCCGAGGCUUGGGAGGGCAAUGAUCAGAUCGACGGUUCCAAGCAGGCAUUCUACGAAUGGGCUGCUUGCUUGAUGGAGCCAUGGGAUGGCCCUGCACUUUUCACUUUCGCAGAUGGUCGCUACUGUGGUGCCAACCUAGACCGUAACGGUCUUCGUCCUUGCAGAUACUACGUUCUAGACGAUGACCGAAUCAUUUGUGCUUCUGAGGUCGGAACGAUGCCUAUCGAUCCUUCGACUGUCAUUCAGAAGGGACGUCUGCAGCCUGGACGUAUGCUUCUCGUUGACACCGUUGCUGGUCGCAUUAUCGAUGACGCCGAGCUCAAGAAGACUGUGGCCGCUCGUCAUGACUUCCGAUCCUGGCUCGAUGCCAAGUUGAUCGUGAUGCCGCAAAUUCACAAGAAAUUGUUGGAUAACGGCGUCGACCUGGCCCCCAAGCUUUCUGAGAGCAAGGUUCAAGAAGACCCUCUGCUGAAAGUCUUUGGUUAUUCGCUAGAGCAGGUAACAUUGCUCCUCGCCCCUAUGGCAGCUGACUCGAAAGAGGCGCUUGGAUCCAUGGGUAACGAUGCGCCUUUGGCAUGCUUGGCCCAGCAGCCGCGUCUGCUGUACGAGUACUUCCGUCAGCUCUUCGCUCAGGUUACCAACCCGCCGAUUGACCCCAUUCGAGAGUCUGUGGUCAUGUCCUUGGGUUCGUAUGUCGGUCCGCAAGGCAACCUGCUCGAAAUGAACAAAGACCAGUGCCACAGGCUAUAUCUGCCGUCUCCCAUUCUCUCCAUCGAGGAGAUGAAUGCCCUCGCAAACAUUACAAAGUUGCACUCCGACUGGACUGUAGCUACCAUUGAUAUCACCUUCCCUAAAUCCGAAGGCCUCCAGGGCUACGUCGACGCCCUCGAUCGCAUCAACGAUGCUGCCACCGAAGCCAUCGAGCGAGGUGACAACAUUCUCAUCCUCUCCGACAAAGCCACAUCGGCAGAGCGUGUUCCAGUCUCCUCGCUCCUGGCUACCGGUAUGGUUCACCACCACCUGGUCCGGAACAGGUGGCGUGCACAGGCUGCCUUGGUUGUCGAGACUGCCGAAGCCCGUGAAGUACACCACAUGUGUGUUCUUGUCGGCUAUGGUGCAGAUGCCAUCUGCCCAUACCUCGCGAUCGAGACUAUCCUUAAGCUCUCGCGGGAGGGUCUGAUCCGCAAGAAGCUCAGCGACGAGGAACUCAUCGGCAACUACAAGCAUUCUUGCGACGGUGGUAUCCUCAAGGUCAUGAGCAAGAUGGGUAUUUCCACCGUGCAGAGCUACAAGGGUGCCCAAAUUUUCGAGGCUCUUGGUAUUGACGAUGAGGUUGUCGACCGCUGCUUCACUGGUACCGCGACCCGCAUCCGAGGUAUGACCUUUGAGCUGAUUGCUCAGGAUGCCCUUGCUCUCCACGAGAAGGGUUUCCCGUCCCGAAGCAUCACCGAGAUCCCAGGUCUCUCGGAGACUGGAGAAUACCACUGGCGUGACGGUGGUGAGCCACACGUCAACGACCCGGUCUCGAUCGCAAACAUUCAGGACGCAGUGCGCAUGAAGAACGACAAGUCCUACGAAGCAUACUCCCGAUCCGAGUACGAGCAGAUCAAGAACUGCACUCUUCGUGGCCUGCUUGAUUUCGACUUUGAGGUCGGAAACCCCAUUCCCAUCGAGCAAGUCGAGCCAUGGACUGAAAUCGUCCGUCGUUUCGUCACCGGUGCCAUGUCCUACGGAUCCAUCUCUAUGGAGUCUCACUCGACCCUUGCCGUUGCCAUGAACCGUUUGGGCGGCAAGUCCAACACGGGUGAAGGUGGUGAGGAUCCCGAGCGAAGCUUGCCUCUCGAGAAUGGCGACACUAUGCGAUCUGCCAUCAAGCAAAUCGCUUCCGGACGUUUCGGUGUUACAAGCAAUUAUCUCGCCGAUUCUGACGAGCUUCAGAUCAAGAUGGCUCAGGGUGCAAAGCCGGGUGAAGGUGGAGAGUUGCCCGGUCACAAGGUGUCUGGACCUAUCGCUCGCACUCGUCACUCCACCCCCGGUGUCGGUCUCAUCUCGCCGCCGCCUCACCACGACAUUUACUCCAUUGAAGACUUGAAGCAAUUGAUCUACGAUCUCAAGUGCUCCAACCCCCGUGCACGUGUUUCCGUCAAGUUGGUCUCUGAGACUGGUGUCGGUAUCGUUGCUUCCGGUGUCGCCAAGGCCAAAGCCGACCACAUUUUGAUCUCCGGACACGAUGGUGGUACCGGUGCUUCGCGAUGGACUGGUAUCAAGUACGCUGGUCUGCCAUGGGAGCUGGGUCUUGCCGAGACUCACCAGACCUUGGUUCUGAACGAUCUCCGUGGCCGUGUCAUCGUGCAGACCGACGGUCAGCUGCGAACUGGUCGCGAUGUCGCCAUUGCUUGCUUGCUUGGUGCCGAAGAGUUCGGUUUUGCGACCGCCCCGCUUAUUGCCAUGGGUUGUAUCAUGAUGCGAAAAUGCCAUCUCAACACCUGCCCUGUCGGUAUCGCAACUCAGAACCCCGACCUCAGGAAGAAGUUCAAGGGUACCCCCGAGCACGUCAUUAACUUCUUCUACUACAUUUCGAAUGAGCUCCGUGCUGUCAUGGCCAAGCUCGGUUUCCGCACCAUCAACGAAAUGGUUGGUCACACUGAGCUGCUCAAGGUCCGCGAAGAUCUCCGCAACGCAAAGACCGAGAACAUCGAUCUGUCGCUCAUCCUCACUCCGGCGCACACUCUGCGUUCUGGAGUCGCGACUUACAAUGUUCGCAAGCAAGACCACAAGCUGCAUGUGCGCCUGGACAACAAGCUCAUUGCCGAGUCCGAGCUCGCUCUUGAAAAGGGACUCCCAUGCCGAAUCGAGUGCGACGUUGUGAACACUGACCGUGCCUUGGGAGCCACACUUUCGUACCAAAUCAGCAAACGCUACGGUGAGAAGGGCCUGCCGCAAGACACCAUUCACGUCAACAUCCGCGGUUCGGCUGGUCAGUCGUUCGGUGCCUUCUUGGCCCCUGGUGUCACCCUUGAACUUGAGGGUGACGCCAACGACUAUGUCGGCAAGGGUCUCUCUGGUGGUCGCUUGAUCGUGUACCCACCUCGCUCGUCCGUCUUCAAGGCUGAAGAGAACAUGAUCAUCGGUAACGUCUGCUUGUAUGGUGCUACUGCCGGUACCUGCUUCUUCCGAGGUGUUGCUGCCGAACGUUUCGCUGUGCGUAACUCCGGUGUCACUGCCGUCGUCGAAGGUCUUGGUGACCACGGUUGUGAAUACAUGACAGGUGGUCGCAUCAUCGUCCUCGGUAGCACUGGUCGCAACUUUGCCGCCGGUAUGUCUGGUGGUAUCGCCUACGUGUUGGACCUUCAGCAAGACUUUGAGAGCAAGGUCAACCAGGAAAUGGUUGAGCUUUCUUCUCUGGAAGAUCCCCAUGAAAUCGCUUUCCUCCGUGGUCUCAUUGAGGACCACCACCACUACACUGGUUCCGAGCUUGCCGCCCGUAUCCUCCUGGACUUCAACCGCGCACUUCCUCGCUUCGUCAAGGUACUGCCUACCGACUACAAGCGCGUCAUGGCUGAGGAGGCCGCCAAGGCUGCUGCAGCUCAAAAGGCGCAGUACCCUCUGCCUAUUCUUCCCGGCAACUCUGUGCGAAACCUCCAUGAGGAGUCUCGCGAGAAGGAGCAGGAGAAGGAGGCCAAGGAAGAGAAGAAGAAGGUCAGCCUCACCGACAUUGAAGAGAGCAUCCAGGAUGGACAAGCCGAGAAGAAACGCUCCCUCGUCCUGGACAAGACCAAGGGUUUCAUGAAGUACCAACGACGAUCGGAGAAGUACCGCCCUGCGAAGACCCGUACCCGCGACUGGGCUGAGCUGAGCACUCGUCUAACAUUUGAUGAAACUAAAUAUCAGACUGCGCGGUGCAUGGACUGUGGAGUACCUUUUUGUCAAUCUGACACGGGCUGCCCGAUUAGCAACAUCAUACCGAAGUGGAAUGAAUUGGUGUUUGCUGGCCAAUGGGAGGAUGCACUCAACCGGCUUUUGAUGACGAACAACUUCCCAGAAUUUACCGGUCGAGUGUGCCCCGCUCCAUGUGAAGGCGCGUGCGUCCUUGGCAUCACGGAUGAUCCGGUUGGUAUCAAGUCGAUCGAAUGCGCUAUCAUUGAUCGUGGAUUCGAGAUGGGUUGGAUGGUGCCCAAGCCUCCCAAAGUACGCACCGGCAAAAAGGUCGCGAUCAUUGGAUCCGGCCCCGCCGGGCUCGCCUGUGCCGAUCAACUCAACAAGGUUGGCCACGAGGUCACGAUCUACGAAAGGUCCGACCGCGCGGGCGGUCUGCUGAUGUACGGUAUUCCCAACAUGAAGCUCGACAAGAACGUCGUCCAACGACGCAUCGACUUCAUGGCCGCCGAAGGCAUCAAAUUUGUCACUGGCGUCUUCGUCGGCGAGGGUGACAUCACACUCGAGUCGCUCCGCGAAUCUAACGACGCUGUUGUCCUGGCCACUGGGUCCACUGUGGCUCGCGAUCUUAAGAUCCCCAACCGCAAUUUGAAGGGCAUUCACUUCGCCAUGGAAUUCCUUCACAAGAACACAAAGUCGCUCCUUGAUUCAGAGCUCGCUGACAAUGCGUACAUCUCUGCGAAGGGCAAGAAUGUGGUUGUUAUCGGAGGUGGUGACACCGGCAAUGAUUGUGUUGGCACGUCUGUUCGUCAUGGCGCCAAGUCGGUCGUCAACUUCGAACUCCUACCACAGCCGCCAGCUCAACGUGCCCCUGAUAACCCCUGGCCCCAAUGGCCUCGAAUUUACCGCAUCGACUAUGGUCACACCGAGGUCAAGACCCACAUGGGCAAGGACCCACGCGAAUACUGUAUCAUGUCCAAGGAGUUCGUUGACGAUGGCGAGGGUAACGUCAAGGGCAUCAACAUUAAGCGUCUUGAAUGGACCAAGAACUCGAAGGGUGGUUGGGAUAUGAAAGAAAUCGAAGGAAGCGAGGAAUUCUUCCCUGCUGAGCUCGUCAUGAUCUCCAUGGGUUUCCUUUCGCCAGAGGAGAAGGUCGCCGGUGGUGCCAUCGAACUUGACGGCCGUAAGAACUUCAAGACCCCGCCUGGCAAGUACUCCACCAACGUCGAGGGUGUAUUUGCGGCAGGUGAUUGCCGCCGCGGACAAUCACUCAUCGUUUGGGGCAUUAACGAGGGCCGCCAGUCUGCUCGUGAGAUUGACACUUAUCUCACCGGUCUACACUCUCAGCUUCCUGUCACCGGUGGUAUCGUCAAGCGUGCCCCUUACGUGGUUCAGAAGAAGGCCGAGGGCACCCCAAUCGAGCUCGCUGCUUGAUGGGGUUUUUGAGCAAUGAACCCAUCAAGACCGUUCCUUAAUAGCGUUCUUAUGAAAGAAAUAGAAAGCGGCGUCUGCUCAUACAAGGCUGUUUGUGGAAAGGGAGGACAGUAAGUUGCGGCAUGAUAAUGACUAUUUGGCGCAUGCACAUGGUUGGUUUCGUUUUUUGCUUUUGUUUCUUCACUGCAAAUGAUAUCAAGGGGUAUGAAAGCUAUCUUGUACGUACUAAAUUGACGAUGUAUAUGCAGAUUUUUCCACUUAGAUUUCUAUUACAUACGGUCUCGUCAAUUCCAAGAGUCAUCCAUCUG